Messenger RNA from Xenopus laevis (African clawed frog), 3964 nucleotides. RefSeq names its product ribosome binding protein 1 L homeolog (gene rrbp1.L). The transcript is spliced from 24 exons. Gene Ontology annotation, cellular component: endoplasmic reticulum membrane. The record is from RefSeq and is a predicted model, not a curated record. Lineage: Eukaryota; Metazoa; Chordata; Amphibia; Anura; Pipidae. Gene Ontology annotation, biological process: protein transport. The coding region runs from base 195 to 3506 and encodes 1103 amino acids.
AAGGAAAAAAAAAAAGUCUGAGUGAAAAGAAAAGUGCCACGACUCCAGAGAGUUAUCAGCAGAAGCCCGUGCCGGCUCAGUGAGCGAGACAGAAGCGCAGCGCUGCUCCCACUGGGUGACAUUGUGCAGCCGCAUCAGCCAAUCAUCGCUCUACAGUCUCUCAGUUGUGCAGACAUCUAUAGGAAAAACCAAAGAUGGAUUUGUACGAUCCGCAGACCUUGGGCGUCAUGGUGUUUGGUGGCUUUAUGUUGGUUUCUGCUCUUGGAAUCUUUCUUGUGUCAACCUUUUCAAUGAAAGAGACAUCCUAUGAAGAAGCAUUGGCCAAGCAGCGCAAGGAAAGUGAGAAGAACCAGCAGCCCAAAGUUGAUAAGAAAAAGAAAGAAAAGCUCCCCGAGAAAAAAGGGAAAGCUAAAAAGAAGGAUGAAAAGCCCAAUGGAACAAUACCUGAACAUGAACCUAAUCAGGAAUCUACAGACUCAACAAAAGCUGAAUCUGCACGUGAGCUAAUUCUGGAGAAGACACCAGUUCCGGUAGUACCAGUUGUACCUGUGGAAGUACCUAUUGUGCCUGUGGUAGCUCCAGUUCCUAAGAAAUCUGCUUCAGGUUCUGAAAAAGCUGCCUUGGCUCCACAAAAAGCUGCUCCGGCUCCACAAAAAGCUGCUCCGGCUCCACAAAAAGCUGCUCCGGCUCCACAAAAAGCUGCUCCGGCUCCACAAAAAGCUGCCCCGGCUCCACAAAAAGCUGCCCCGGCUCCACAAAAAGCUGCCCCGGCUCCACAAAAAGCUGCCCCGGCUCCACAAAAAGCUGCCCCGGCUCCACAAAAAGCUGCCCCGGCUCCACAAAAAGCUGCCCCGGCUCCACAAAAAGCUGCCCCAGUUUCUGUCAAAUCUGUUCCAGUUUCCGAAAAACCUGCUCCCGUUCCAGAAAAAUCUGCUCCAGUUUCUGAAAAAUCUGCUCCAUCUCCUAAAGACAAAAAGAAAAAGACAGAGAAGAAGGUCCUUAAGGUCGAACCAUCCCCAAUUCCAGCUGUGGCUUUUACCCAGGCUGUGCCCUCUAAGCACGUGCCAGUGUUGGCUGCACCUACCAAAGAAGUGCCUGUCAUUGCCGUAUCUCCUGUCGGAUCCCAGCCUUUAUCCUCCACUCAACCUCCUAAGAAAGCUGAAGCCACCGUAAACCAGGAAGACUCCAAACAGGAAGCAGUUCCAAAGAAAAAGAGCGCACCUAAGAAAAAAACUGAACCAAGUGCAGAGGAAUGUGAAGGUGCUGUUUAUAUUCCAUACAAGACCCUGGUUCCUACCAUCCAAGCAAUGUGCUUUAGCAAAGGAGAAGCUCAGAAGCUGAUUGAAAUACUGGCCGAUAAAUAUGGCAUCAUGCAGGAUACCUGGCAAACGGCAACUCAAAAAGGAGAUCCAAUGACUGCUCUUAAACGGGUGGUGGAGGAGAAGGAAAAGUUACUGUUGGCCCAGCAUGAAAAGACCAACUCUUAUAAGGAAAAGUUUGUGGAAAUCAACAAGGAAUUGCAGAGUGAGAAGUCCAAGAGUGUUAAAGAGCAGUCCAAGUUUAAGGAGCAGCUGGUGACACGGGAACAGGAAAACCAUGCAUUGCAAGCCCGCAUGCAGGCCAGCUAUCAGGACCAUGUAAAUGAGACUCAGCAGCUGCAAGCCAAGGUUCGGUCCCUGCAAGAGGAAAUCGAGAAUGGCCCCAAGGCACAGCUUACUCGCCUCCAGCAGGAGAAUUCUAUCCUUAGAGAUGCCUUAAACCAGGCCACAAGCCAAACCGAGAGCAAACAAAAUGCAGAAUUGGCUAAACUACGCCAAGAGUGCAGCAAGCUCUCUAAGGAACUUACUGAGAAGUCUGAGUCCUUGCAGCAAGAGGAACAACGUAGGAAGUCCCUUGAUGGUAAAAUAUCAUCCUAUGAGAAGCAAAUCACUCAGCUGCAGACAUUACAGCAGGAGGGUGAUGCCACAUUACAAAAGAGAUUAGAUGAAGUGAAUGAAGAACUGCGCAAGUCUCAGAACAGUUACCAGAACCUACUGGCAGACACAGAAAAGGCCAAGGCAGAACAGAAGAACCAUGCAGAUCUUCAAACCAAACUGCAGUCCUAUGAAGCAGAAGGCAAGCAGAAAUCAGAAAAGCUGGAUGAUUUGAACAAACAGCUUCAGGAGACUACAGGAGAAAAUGCCCAGCUGAUGGAUAGGAUAAAAUCUAUAGAGGCACUUUUGGAAGCAGGACAUAAUAAAGAUGCUGAUAACGAAAAGCAGCAGCAGCAGGAAGCAAAAGAAGGUGAAAUUGCACUAGCACAACUACAGGCCAGGCUUCAAGAAAAAGAUUCACAGAUUGCAUCUUUAGAAAAGGAAGCUGCUGAAUUAAAAGAAGCGGUUGAGCAACAGAAAAAUAAAAAUAAUGAUUUACGGGAAAAGAACUGGCAAGCCAUGGAAGCACUGGGCCUGGCGGAAAAGACCUGUGAGGAGAAGCUUAACUCGGAAAAGAAGGCAAAGGAAGAGAUGAUACAACAACUCAAUGCAGUACAGACACAGACUAAAGAAACACUGCAGUCACUACUUCCACAGACCACUAUAGUCUCCCAACAGUCAUACAGUGAAUGGUUACAGGAGUUCCGACAGAGUACGUCAGAAUUACUCAGCCAGCAGACCGAGAAAGACAGUUCUUCGGAAUUACAGUUUAAAUUAAAAGAAGCAGAAGAUGCACAGAGCGCCUUACAGGCUGAAUGUGAGCAGUACAGAACCAUUCUUGGAGAAACCGAAGCAAUGCUUAAAGCUCUUCAAAAGAGCGUUGAAGAAGAGGAGCAAGUAUGGAAGGCAAAAUUAACAGCAUCGGAGGAAGAUCUCAAAAAGUCACAUUCUCAGGUCAAAACACUAGAAGAAACUGUGGAAAAAUUAAGGUCAGAUAUUCAAAGCACAGAACAGCUAAAAGAGUGUAUAUCUUUGAUGGAGGCUCAGCUGGAGAGCCAGAUGAAUGCAAAAAGCACAGAAUGCCAGACUUAUUCAAAAGAAAUAGAGAGUUUGCAGCAACUUUUAUCAGAAUCUCAGGAACACCUAGAUGCGACUAAAGCAGAAGCAAGGAAGCAAAGUAUAGAACUGUCUCUGCUCCGGCAACAGCUCGGUGAAAUUCAAAAUCAUGUAAAUGAUACGGAAAAACAUGGUUCACAGAACAUGGAAGUACCAAAGGCAAAUUGUGAAGAUCAGAGCACUUUAGCAGAAAUGCAAGAGCAGAAAUCAGUGCACAGUUUGCAGGAAGAACUGGAAAAGUUAAAAUCAACAGAAGAGCCAUCUUCUGGCACAGACGAAGUGCAACAGAUCAAGGAAAGACUUGAAAAGGAAAAAAAACUAACACGGGACUUAGGUCAAGCAUCUACCAAACUGUUACAGCUUUUGAAGGCCUCUCAGGAAGAACUAGCUAAGGAAAAAGAACAUAAUAAAGGCCUGAAAAAACAACUUCACCAGACGGGAGAAGAAAAUGACUCUAACAAUGGGACAUCAGUUUGACACAUGAAUUUUUCUUUUCUUUUUUUUUUUUUUACCCAAAUGCCUUAAACAUUCCUUCCUUGAAAUUAAAAUAGUAAUAACCUUCUAGUGAGCCAAAACACUUCAGAAGUAACGUUAUAUACCUUUUUUUUUAUAUGAACAAAAUACAUGACAUGUUGAAUUAAAAAAACAGACCAAAAGAGCACAAGAAUGUGUGUGUGUGAGCCAAUUCCACAAACCCACUCCUCUACCCUAUGGAGAGCAGGGAACGUGGGCGUUGUGCAAAGGGAACGACUCUAUGCUGUGUACAGGAAACAGUGCAAUCUCUUUAUUGUUUGUCUUUUGAGUGAUGAUGGAUGAACGGAAGCCAAGAAGUGAUUAUGAAGAUGCCUAAUGUAUUGGAACUGGUCUCCAGUAUAAAACCAUGUGAAUUGUUUGAUUCCUAAAUGCCAUUAAAAUGAAGAUGUGUCCAAAUGGAA